Messenger RNA from Mustela lutreola (European mink), 2078 nucleotides. RefSeq names its product GSG1 like 2 (gene GSG1L2). Bases 342 to 1223 code for a protein of 293 amino acids. Lineage: Eukaryota; Metazoa; Chordata; Mammalia; Carnivora; Mustelidae. The transcript is spliced from 5 exons. The record is from RefSeq and is a predicted model, not a curated record. Gene Ontology annotation, cellular component: plasma membrane.
GAUCACCGUGGCCAGUUUCGUCUCCUGCAUAUUUUACCCCAAGUUGAAAAAGACAAAAACAGAGAGCCAGCCUCCUUCUGCACACCUGCUCCCUGGGGAGGACCGAAGGGCCAGCUCUGUCCGUGGGAACCCGUCCCCCUCUGGACUUUCUCCUGCGGCUUUUCAGGCCACAGGUGCACAUGUGGAGGCCACACGCUGGGGGGAGGGGGCACCCAGGAUCCCCCAGCGGAUGUGAGAGAAGCCCGUAAGGGUGCCAGAUGGCAGGGCUGAGAGGGGCGGGAAGCCUGCGGAGGCAGGAGGGGGCCCGCUGCUCAGCCUGACGCCGCACACCUCCUCCAGCCAUGGUCGGGGCCAGACAGAAGCAGGUACUGACCCUCCUCCCCACCUGCCUCGCCCUGGCCUUCUCCCUCGUCGCGGUGGGCAGCAGCUACUGGUGCGAGGGGACCCGGAAGGUGGCAAAGCCUCUGUGCCUGGACCAGCCGGGUGGGCCGCACUGCAGUCACUUCAGCGGGGGCCACGACAGCGAUGGCAGGAGGGACACCGGGAGCCAGGUUGUCCAGUACAUUUGGGAGACGGGGGACGACAAGUUCAUCCAGUGCAGGUUCCACGUGGGGCUCUGGCAGUCCUGCGAGGAGAACCUUGGCGGCACAGGUGAAAAGUGUAGGAGUUUCCAGAGUAUAAUACCAGCUGAAGAACAAGGUGUUCUGUGGUUGUCCAUCGGGGCCGAGAUCCUGAAUAUCCUUCUGUUGUUGACAAGUGCCAUCCUCCUGGGGUCCAGAGUGAGUUCUCAUAGCUCUGUGUUCCACUGGCUCAAGGUGGACGCGUCUGUGGCCAUUCUCAUGGUUCUGGCAGGGCUCCUUGGUAUGGUGGCCCACAUGAUGUACACAACCAUUUUCCAAAUCACGGUGAACCUCGGACCAGAAGAUUGGAAGCCUCAGACGUGGGACUAUGGCUGGUCUUAUUGCCUCGCGUGGGGUUCCUUUGCCCUCUGCAUGGCUGUGUCGGUCAUGGCCAUGAACAGAUACACAGCAGCCCGCCUGGAGUUCAUAGAGAAGCAGAGGGUACAGAAGGGCAGUCGGCAUUCUCAACACAACUUCCCGGAACCCAAGGCUUCGGCAAGUGUUCAGGAAACAGAAGCUACUCCCAGCCCUGCUGGGCGUGCCCUCGUGAGUGAAUCUGAGCACCUGCUGCCCAGUGUGCCAGGCAAAGUGUCUAUGUGCUAGGCAGUGCUUGUGGCUACCAGAUCCGCACAGGCAGGCAAACCAGGCACUAGGGUCCACAGUAAACAUCUCGGGGGUGGACUUCAGAAGGCUGUGGUCCAGGUAAACCUUCUACCCACCAUCUUACCCUUUAUUAAACAACUUUGGCUUCAGGUACUGAUUCUUGGUAAAAUGCCAGCGUCUUCAAGUAAGAUUGCACUUACGGAAGGUAUCAACCAUUGACACUGUAGUAUAAAUCAGAACCUCAAGCUUUUCUGACAGUGUGUUUAAUAAGGGUAACCAAUAAAGAGGGAACAUGUGAGCCCUAAGGGUAAAAGAAUCUGAAGAAAGGGGAAAGCAAGGUUCUAACUACAAAGGGUAUGAAAAGUGUUACCCACAAGUUUGUUGACAGAGGAGUCCAGAAAAUGUUUCCCUUAAGGAACACACACAAAUUGAUAGUAUGUGUGACUAUCCCAUACUUUCUCUUUUAUUUUAAUGAAGAAGGCACAAAUUUAAAUGUAAAUAAUUCGUUUUGUGUUACUUUAAAUAUGUAUUUUCUUUGCAAUUUACUAAUUUCCACCUAGAGUAGAAUCCAUUUGGAAGGAUAACCAAAUGAUACAACAACAUGAGAACAGUCGAAUGAAAUGACAUCUUAUCACAAUUAAGUAGAACAAAUGUUGGAUCUGUUAUGCUUAAAUUACCAGGCACUUUUGUUUCUAAAAAUAAACAUUGCUAAAUGUGCAAGUUUUGUGUGAAGCAGUGGGGUUCUGCAUGUUUCCUGAUGUGUUCAGUUAUAAAAUUAUAUAAAUUUAUCUUGUAUUUUUAAGCUAACAUAUUACUGAGGCUCAUAAUUUGGGUUUUUGAAAAAAAAAUAAACUG